ACAGAGCAGCGCCGCGCACACAGCUGCACAAUUCCUGUCUGGUAAUUAAGAACAAACGUUCAAUUCAAGCACCUUAACGCCACAUUAAGGUUUAAUAACACUUUGUAAGGUGUGCCGUUGUGCGACAGAAAGCGGACCCCCCUCGUAAAUGGUAUGUUCCAGCGUCGCCGUCCAAAUUCCAAAACAAAAAUGGCACAUGCUUGGUAAGACUGUCACGUCCACAACAAUUAGGUGGGUUUGAAACGAAAACGAAACCUAAUCACGGUGCGAGUUGAACUGGUCGGUGUCACCGUUGCUAGCUACACGAGCCGUGAGUUCCCUCGGUGUCACGAGCAUGGCAUUUCAAAUGUCGGCUCAGCUUUCACACAUCAGAGCCCCGACGUCCACCGCUCUCGUGCCCCGAGCCCGUGCUCACUACCACAGUGUCGGUGUCAAGUUCAAACACUUUGUAACUCCCGGCAGCCUCCUGCCGCCAAAGCGCCCGCUGCACGCCUCGGCCGGGGCGGGGACCAACUUUCCAGCGAGUCUUAACCCAGGCCAUAUUCACUCUGCGAGCCGAGGGAGGCAGCUUUCAACGGCCAGGGUCACAUUUUGGAGGUCGGGGCCGGGGGCCGGGUCCUCACCCCGGGGGAAGAGAGGCUUGCUGGGCAGGAUCGCCUUCGGUGCACUCGGAGUGACCGCCGCCGCCGUGGUAUCCCUCCACACCGGGUCCCUGGUCGCCAUGGCCCACAAACCCAACCUGGACUCCGCUGGAGGAGACUGGAAGGAAACCAAGGACUUCUUGCUGUCUCUGUCUGUGGAGCAGAGGCGUCAGUACUACAGGACUUCUAAUUAUGAGACACUGGACAAUGUCCCGGUUUGGACUCCCACUGCAGGUGAUUCGGGUCAGAGCCGCUAUCCCAGGAAUGAGAAAUUGGAUGGCAAGAUUUCCCUUUACAGUGGUGACAUCACCAAGCUGGAGAUAGAUGCCAUUGUAAAUGCAGCCAACAACACUUUACUUGGAGGCGGAGGAGUGGACGGAGCUAUCCACCGUGCUGCAGGCCCCAAGCUGAAGCAAGAGUGCGCCUCCCUCCAUGGCUGUGAGACCGGACAGGCUAAGAUCACCUGUGGAUACGGCCUCCCGGCUAAGUAUGUGAUCCACACGGUGGGGCCGAUAGCAACAGGAGGCGUCGGGGAGCAGGAGAGGAGGGCCCUGAGGUCGUGCUACAGGAACAGCCUGGAGACGGCCACCGCUUCCCAGAAUGCCGUGCGCUCCCUGGCUUUCCCUUGCAUCUCCACUGGAAUCUACGGGUACCCACCUGAGCAGGCCGUGCACGAGGUGCUAGCAACAGUGAGGGAAUAUCUGGAUGAACAUCAUGACAAGCUGGACAGAGUCAUUUUCUGCGUGUUCUUGCCAACGGAUAAGGAGCUGUAUCUGAAGAACCUCCCGCUUUACUUCCCUGGCACCUGCUGACCAAUGGCAGCACCUUAUUGAAGUUCAGAGGCCACUGUCAAGAGUAAACUCUAAGAGAGUGGAUUUGUCAGAUUUGGUUGCUGUGGAUACACACCGCUAGGCUCGCUGCUCAACGUGCAGAUUCCUCCUCCUCCUCCCUGCUGUCGACGCAGAUCAAGACCUUCUUCAGCUGGAGGAUAACUCCUAAAUGGAUGAUUGCUUUUCUGAAGUGCGCUCGAGCUUUCUCCGCGGGGGAAGCUCUCCCUAGAUGCUGAUUUUGGGUUAGUUUGUCUGUUUUUCUCGCCAAAUGUUGAGGUUAACGGAGGCGACGGAGGGGAGGCAAAGCCCCCCUCCAGUGUGGAGUGAUCUUUGCAGUUCUUGUGAAGAACAAAUUCAAUUAAGCCGCGCUCGAAAUUAACUUCCGCCGCGUCGUCCGUCGCUCAGCUUUGCAUCACAAUCUGCAUGCCCCUUUAAGAGCCAUUCGUCUAUGCGCUGUUUGAAUCUUGGGAUGCCGGCGUGUGUGCAGAUGUGUUUUUGUGUGUGACAACAUGGAAAAAAGCUCAUUAAAAGUCAUCACAGAA
Molecule: messenger RNA, 2013 nt
Organism: Myripristis murdjan (pinecone soldierfish)
Lineage: Eukaryota; Metazoa; Chordata; Actinopteri; Holocentriformes; Holocentridae
Gene: macrod1
Product: mono-ADP ribosylhydrolase 1
Exons: 11
Coding region: 335-1453 (372 amino acids)
Biological process (GO): peptidyl-glutamate ADP-deribosylation; DNA damage response; purine nucleoside metabolic process
Cellular component (GO): nucleoplasm
Molecular function (GO): ADP-ribosylglutamate-[protein] hydrolase activity
Source: RefSeq, a predicted model, not a curated record